Molecule: messenger RNA, 889 nt
Organism: Aureobasidium pullulans EXF-150
Lineage: Eukaryota; Fungi; Ascomycota; Dothideomycetes; Dothideales; Saccotheciaceae
Product: ras-domain-containing protein
Exons: 4
Coding region: 1-660 (219 amino acids)
Molecular function (GO): GTP binding; GTPase activity
Source: RefSeq, a predicted model, not a curated record
AUGUCCGCCCGCCAGCAACAACUCGGCCGACCAGGCGGCGCCCGCUUUGCUCAGUUCAAGCUUGUCCUUUUGGGUGAAUCCGCCGUCGGAAAGAGUUCGCUCGUCCUCCGAUUCGUCAAGGACCAGUUUGAUGACUACCGGGAAUCAACCAUCGGCGCCGCCUUCCUUACCCAGACCAUCGCCCUCGAUGACACAACUACCGUCAAGUUCGAGAUUUGGGACACCGCAGGUCAGGAGCGCUACAAGUCCCUGGCUCCCAUGUACUACCGCAACGCAAACUGCGCUGUUGUAGUCUACGACAUUACUCAAGCCGCAUCCCUCGACAAAGCCAAGGCUUGGGUCAAGGAGCUUCAACGUCAAGCCAACGAGAAUAUCAUCAUCGCUCUUGCCGGUAACAAGCUCGAUCUCGUCACCGAGGAACCCGACAAGCGCGCCGUCUCCACCGCCGACGCCGAACAAUACGCUCAAGAAGCCGGUCUCCUCUUCUUCGAGACCUCAGCAAAGACCGCCGAGAACGUCAAGGAACUCUUCACCGCCAUCGCAAAGAAGCUCCCCAUCGAGCAAGCCACCCAGAGAGGCAUGCGUGGUGCUCCCAGACCUGGUGUUGACCUCAGACCUGAAGCUUCCGGUACACAGGCUGGCCAGGGUUGCCAAUGUUAGACGAUUCCCCUCCGACUUUACCUUUUACCUUUUAUAGCGUAUGUCUUUUUGUUCUUUGUUUCUCAGAUUCUCCCAGCGAAGACGUCACGGAUGCGGGGGUGUGGUAUACACACACACAACACAGCACAGUUUAGGGUGGAUACUACCUCUUUUCUUCGAUAUGAAUACGAGAGGGCGUUUGGUGCAUAUCUGGGCUUGGGGUCUUUCUUUCAUCUUUAUUUUCCUCUGC